GCGGUCCCGCACCCCCGCCCGCCGACGCGCGCGCGCGGCUACCUCCUCUGCCCUCCUCGCGGGGACGCAUCUGCGGUUCCCGGCAGCCAAUGGGCCCGCGUCGCUGCGUCGCCUGGGGCGCCGCCGCUGCUGAUCGCUACCUACGUAGGUACUACUCUCGCUGCUGGACGAUGGGUGCGCAGGUAGGCGGGUGAGCAGAGUGGGGAUGCGUGUCUGGGGAAGCGCCGCGUAGGGCAGGGACGGCGCGCGCUUGCGUAGGCAUGUGUGCGCGUGUGGUCCGCGGCGACGGGCGGUGCGUGAAGGUGAAGAAGAAGAGGACGAGGGAGAUGGCAGUGCCUAGGAGGUAGGAGAGGGGAUAAAUACGCGGCCAGGUAGGCUGACUUUUCCGCUCCCCAAGCUGUCUAUUAAGCCGUCUUCUCCUUUGUUUCUGUCCUCGUAUCUACCCUUGCCCCGGGUCUCUCGUAAGGUAGCUAGCGCACUGGACAGGAGAGGAGCGUUGGCUAUACCUGCUUGCCUAAUACUUCUAUCUAAUACCUGAGGUGCCUGUCAACUUAGUCUAUUCUCUAUUGGUGUUGCUAUUUUUCCCUCUUUCUUUUCCCUCGAGACGUCGCACGUAACCAGCAUACCUUGGCCAUACCCUUUCCCCCGGUACCAGAAUAUCCGGAGACAUGAAGACGUGUAAUAUACUCAGCCAGCUUGGUCUGGCUGUCCUAAUUAGCCUUUCCCUCUUCACCACGGUAUCGCGUGCGCAGGCCGCUCGAAAUACCUCCUCUUCCCCCAAUGCCGGGACGGCCGCGGGCUCGGUCUUUAUCACGCCGACGCGGAACCUCGCCUUCGCGCUCAACGUGCCGGAUGACUCUGCCACGGAUCUGUACUUCUCGUUAAUGAUCCCCAUGGGCGUAAGCUGGGGUGCCGUGGGGCUGGGGUCGGACAGGAUGGCGGGCGCGCUGGUGCUCGUAGCGUACCCCUCGGCAUCCGGGCAGAACGUGACGCUGUCACCGCGCCUCGCUUUCGGCCACUCGGAGCCCGAGCCCGCGCCCGAGAUCGAGGUCGAGGCCUUGCCGGGCACGGGGCUCGACGCCAACGGCACCACGUACGUCUUCCACGGGCGCUGCGCCAACUGCCGCGUCUGGCCCGGCGGCAGCGUCGACGUCGCCAGCGCCGCCCAGAGCAUGCUCUACGCCACCGGCCAGUCCGGCAACUACCUCAAGAGCGACGCGGUCGACGCCCCGCUGCGCAUGCACUCCACCUACGGCACCUUCACCCUCGACAUGGUCCGCGCGACGGGACCCGCCGGCGUCCCCGCCGUCGACAGGUCCGCGGACAGCCCGCUCGUCAGCACGACGCAGGGCCUGGCGAAGGAGGGCAAGCGGGACGUCGCGGCGCUGGCGCACGCCGUCAUCAUGUGCCUCGUCUUCGCGGGGCUGUACCCCUUCGGCAUGUUCGUCCUGCGGCUCGGCAACUGGGUCCGCUGGCACGGCGUCAACCAGGCGCUCGCGCUCGUCUUCGUCGUCGUCGGCUCGAGCCUCGGGUUCGCCAUCAGCGGGUCUUACAACAGGUCCAGGAAGUUCAACACCGCCCACCAGGCCAUCGGCCUGCUCGUCUUCCUCUUCACCUUCGUGCAGUUCGCCCUGGGCUUCCUGCACCACCGCAACUUCAGCAAGACGAAGCAGCCGACCAAGAUGGCGCCCGUGCACGUCUGGCUGGGCCGCGCGAUCCUCCUCUUUGGCGUCAUCAACGGCUUUCUCGGCUUCCCGCUCGCCCAGGCGUCCCAGUACAGCUACGUCCUCGCCGGCCUGAUCCUGUUCGUCUUCCCGGCCCUGAUCCUCGUCCUCGUCACCAAGAAGUUCAUCCAGAAGCGGUGGAGCCGGAGCAAGGGCUCCCCGUCCGAGGCCGCCGGGUACGCGAUGGAGCCCUGGCAGCCGCCGGCCGGCGCCCAGGGCCUGCCCGGGCAGAACGCGAGCUUGCCCCCCAGCAGCUCCUACCGCCCGCACCACACACCGGCCGCGCGGCCCGACCUGAGCCCGCAGCAGAACGCGCGGGAGUACGUGUGAGAGCGCGGAGGGGGGGGAAGGGC
Messenger RNA from Durotheca rogersii, 2077 nucleotides. RefSeq names its product putative iron reductase domain protein. Bases 669 to 2054 code for a protein of 461 amino acids. NCBI's taxonomy places the organism in Eukaryota, Fungi, Ascomycota, Sordariomycetes, Xylariales, Xylariaceae. The transcript has 4 exons. The record is from RefSeq and is a predicted model, not a curated record.